This is a messenger RNA of Oryzias latipes (Japanese medaka), 1290 nucleotides long. NCBI's taxonomy places the organism in Eukaryota, Metazoa, Chordata, Actinopteri, Beloniformes, Adrianichthyidae. The record is from RefSeq and is a predicted model, not a curated record.
CAAUGACUUUCCACCGCAUCUAUGACAACCUGUGGCAGGAAAAGUUGUUCGGUGAACACAUCAGUCUGCCAAGUGUUUCACAUGUUCUUAGACUUUGCAUCCUUAAAAUGGAAGCCAUUUAUGGAAAUCUUGAUUCCAAAAAUCCUGUCUGCCAGGUCUCCAUAUCAAAUCCACCAGCUUCCAUCAAGUCCAACAGGAGAUGCUAUCUCAGUGUUAUUACUUUCAUGGUUAUGCUGAGUGUUCUUCUUCUGGCUGGACUCGUCAUUCUUGGCCUCCUCUAUGGUGAUUCAGUAAAGAAUUUGUCAGAAAUCUCUGACAGCAAAGAAAAUAUGACUGAGCAUCUGAAUGCUGUUAUUGAGAGGAUGAAUUCCAGCCACAUUGAAACAGCCAAGAAGCUGAUGGACUUUAAACAGAGGAAACCAGGAUGUCCUGCAGGAUGGACUGGAUUUUGUUCCUCUUGUUACUUCUUCUCUGUGAAGUCUAAGUCCUGGGAUGAAGCAAGAAAGUUCUGCAGAGCCAGAGGAGCUGAUCUGGUGGUAAACACCAAAUAUGAAAAGACUUUUCUUUUUGAAUUCAGAGAUCAAUCAGUCUGGAUUGGACUGACUGACAAAGUCCAGGAGGGGACCUGGAAAUGGGUAGAUGGAAGUCCUCUGACUCUGAAGUUCUGGGGGGAAAAUCAGCCUGAUAAUGGUGGUGGAAGCAUACGUUACGGAGACGAAGACUGUGCUGAAAUUAGAGGAACUCCUGGAUCUUGGAAUGAUAUUUCAUGUGAAACUUCUCUACGGUGGAUCUGUGAAAAAGAAGGAACUUUAUUUGAUUGAAAAUUACUUUAAAUUAAGAUGUAGUUUCAUCUUUUUUUUCACCUCUGAGAAGAAUUACAGGGUACAAGACAAUCCAAAACAUAUUUGCUUCUUUUUCUAAGGUAAAAAAUACCUGCAGCUAACUUUAAAAGUGAGAAAACUAUUCUAAAAAAAUAGUCCUCACUUGAAAAAUGUAAUCAAUUAUUUUAUUAAAAUCUACUUUAUGUCUGAAGAUUUUGUUUUUAAAUUUGACAUUUCAUUGCCAAUCGAAGAAAUUCUUUUUUGCUUUUCUUGACUCCAGUUGAAUGAGAUUUCAAUAUCAAGUGGCUUCUUACACAGUGUUGUCUACGAAGGUAAAUAUGUUCCAAAAAGGACGAGCUUGUAGAUUUGAUGUGAGAACUUGUAACAUAGAAUGUGAGAACUUACACACCAAAAAUCUGCAUCUGUGUGUAAAAAUCUUCUGCCGUAAAGUUUGACAAACAAAAUUACA